AUUUUCAAAAACAACAAUCGAGAGGGCCUUUUCCACUGGUUACAGCAUUUAUGCGACAUGUUAAGUACGCUUCAAACAUACAAAUUAGACAUGCAAAUCCACGCUACUCCCCCGAGAAAGAUGCAAAAGUGAUCCUAUCAUUUCAGUGCCUUAAACUCACACCUGGAAAACUUCCCUAUAUACCUUGGCUUCCAUGUGCAGAGUGGCACUUCCAAGUCAGCCUUUUAUUUUGCAUUCAACGUACGUUGAUAUGUGGGUGACACUUCGAGGUCUCUUCUUAUGUUGCCUGCUGCUGCAGGUGACUGAUGGGGAACUGGACUUCACCUCCCGGGGAGAAGGACUACAUCUUCAGGGAGACUUCUCCAUUGCUGGACUCUUUCCUCUGCACGACACAAAUGGCCCAAGUGCUGGUUUGCCCGCUCUGGGUCCAUGCAAUGAAGGCCGCCACAACAAGCAUGGCUUCCACAUGAUGCAAGCCAUGCGUUUUGCGGUUGAGGAAAUCAACAACAAGACUGGCGCACACCAUCUCCUGCCAGGAGUCUCACUCGGGUACCGGUUGUACGACAUUUGCUCUGUUCCGGCCAGUGUGCUGGCCACCCUGGACAUCCUGGCCGAACAGUACCGCGGCUCUGCUGCCAACACAGAACCAGCCCUUGCCAACAUGACCGUGGCUGUCAUCGGACCCGACAGCAGCAGCAAAACCUUUACUCCUGCCGCUCUACUGGGGGCCUACCUUGUGCCACAGAUCUCUUAUGAAGCAUCAAACAAAAAGUUGAGCAACAAGGUCCUCUACCCGUCCUUUUUCCGCACCAUCCCCAGCGACAAGAAUCAGGUGGAGGCAAUCAUCCAACUGCUGGUUCGUUUCAACUGGACCUGGAUCGCACUGUUGGGCAGCGACAACGAUUACGGCCUGGAUGGCAUGCAGAGCCUGUCCCAGCGGGCCGCGGCGCACGGCAUCUGCGUGGCCUACCAGGGAAUCAUCCCGGCCUACAGCAGUGAGACGGUCGACCUGAUGAGGGGCAUGGUAGCGGGCAUACUGAGGGCAAAGGUCAACACCAUCGUGCUCUUCUCCAGUAAGUCCAAACUCAGCGGCUUUUUCCCAUUCGUUAUCGAGGCUAACGUGACCGGUAAGGUGUGGAUUGGCACGGAGGAUUGGUCGGCUGCCACGCGUGUCUCCGGAAUCCCCGGGAUCCACACCGUCGGAACUGUGCUCGGCGUGUUCAUCAAGCACGCGGCAAUAAGUGGCUUUUGGACAUUCGAGAGAAGCGUCCUGGAAGCUUCGCUGCGUCGCGGGGACGCCCAGGCGGGUUCGGGCGUCGCCGGCGGGGUUUGCCUGCACAGCACCGACCUUUUCAGCCUAGCCAGGAACAACUUCACUUUGGAGAAGUAUGACAUCACGUCGUCCUUUAACGUAUACAAGGCGGUGUACGCAAUUGCCCAUGCUCUCCAUCGACUUCUUCAAUGUGACACCGGACAGUGCCAAAAAAGGAGAGUGCAUCCUUGGCAGCUCCUGCCCGUGCUCAGAGACACGAGAUUCUCUCUGGAAAACACUUCUGUGUACUUUGAUGCAAACGGCGAUCCUCCCACUGGAUAUGAUAUAGUGACGUGGAUUUGGAGGGGGACGGAGUGGUCCCUUCGGGUGGUGGGCUCCUUCCAGCCAGAUCCCCUUCAGCUUACACUCGAUGAGGAGGCCAUCGAGUGGCACAGCACCGGGACGACGUCCAGAUCAGUGCCGUUGUCCAUUUGUUCUCCGCCAUGCCCGAAGGGCCACCGGAAGUUGAUGAGAGGGCAGCACACCUGCUGUUUCAACUGCCAGGCCUGUCCUGCUGGCAGCUUCCUCAACAUAACUGAAUCCACUCAGUGCCAUCCGUGCCCACGCGAGCAGUGGGCUCCUGCUAGCAGCGAGCAGUGUCAGGAUCGGAGGGUUCUGCUUCUGGCCUGGGACGCUCCCCUGGCUGUGGCGUUGCUUUUCUUCCUGGCUUGCUGCCUCCUCCUAACGUCCAGCUCGGCGGCCAUCUUCCUGCGCCACCUCCACACUCCCGUGGCCAAGUCUGCCGGGGGACGCACCUGCCUGCUGAUGCUGGCCGCCCUAACCGCCGCCGCCUUGAGCUCUCUGUGCCAUUUCGGCCCCCCAUCUCGCGUGUCCUGCAUCCUCAAGCAGCCAUUGUUCGCAUUCAGCUUCAGCGUGUGUCUGGCCUGCAUCACCAUGCGCUCCCUUCAGCUGGUCUGCAUUUUCAAGCUGGCCUCCAAGUUGCCGCCAGCCUACGACAAGUGGGCCAAAAAACAAGGGCCCGAGGUGACCAUUUUCAUCGUGUCGGCCAUCACUUUGCUCAUUUCCGUGACCCGCGUAGCCCUCGACUCACCUGAGCCGUCCCAGGAUGUGGACUUCUACAAGGAUAGGAUUGUCCUGGAGUGCAGCAGCACCCUGUCGUUCGGUGCAUGUGUAGAGCUGGCGUACAUGUCGCUCCUCAGCGUGGUCUGCUUCUCCUUCAGCUACAUGGGCAAAGACUUGCCGGCCAACUACAACGAGGCCAAGAGCGUCACCUUCAGUCUCAUGGUCUACCUCUUCUCCUGGAUCAGCUUCUUCACCGUCUACCUCAUCAGCAGAGGUCCUUUCACCAUGGCCGCGCACGUCUUUGCCAUACUCUUCAGCGUCCUGGCCGUCCUGGGGGGCUACUUCCUGCCCAAAAUGUACAUCAUCGUACUGAGGCCGCAAAUGAACACCACCACUCAUUUCCAGAACUGCAUUCAGAUAUACACCAUGAGCAAAGAGUGACCGCUAAGUGGGAUUCUCUCGUAUUUAGCUCACAAGGAGUGCUGGGAUAUAACAAACGGGUACAAAGUACAAAUACUUUGUGACUGUACAUGGAUUAAAAAAAACAACGACUAC
Molecule: messenger RNA, 2890 nt
Organism: Hippocampus comes (tiger tail seahorse)
Lineage: Eukaryota; Metazoa; Chordata; Actinopteri; Syngnathiformes; Syngnathidae
Gene: tas1r1
Product: taste receptor, type 1, member 1
Exons: 6
Coding region: 194-2776 (860 amino acids)
Biological process (GO): G protein-coupled receptor signaling pathway
Cellular component (GO): plasma membrane
Molecular function (GO): G protein-coupled receptor activity
Source: RefSeq, a predicted model, not a curated record